CCAAUACCUUAAUUUAUCACAUCCCUAAUUUCUCAAUCUUACCAUCACACAUCCCCCCUUGCACACCUUCUGUUCGACAAAAUUCCGCUCAGAAAAUAAGCCCACCAAUUUGCCAUGGUAGUCCCUCUUAAACCUGGCAAAUUCUACGGUAGCAGCCUUCCUCGCCCUAGGUUUUACACCAAUGUCAUGUACAGCGAUGAGCGGGUCGAUCCACCGACCCCGGUUUUCGAUCCGUUGAUGUCUUGGGCUGGGGAGGCUCAUUGGUCUAUGGGUGGUCUUAGCUUCAAUCGCCUUCGUCUUCAAGGGAAGAUUGAAGGUAAUGUAAACAAGUUAAAGAAGGAAAGAGAAAUUUCCUUGAAGAAGAAGUUAAAGAACUCACCACCCGUCAAUAAACUGAACAAAAAGUCUGGGUAUCGGGCUGAUUCACCCCCGCCUGCUCCGAUCUCAAAGAAGAGACGAAAGAGGACUAAAAUGGCGGAUAUAGAUGAAGAUGAGGAAGAAGAUCUGGACGAGGAGAUUGAAAUCGAGAAGAUUAAUGAAGAGGUAAAGAAAAAUAAUGGGUUAAAGAAGAGAAGAAGGCUAGUUAGGAAGCUUGGAGAUGACUUUGAGUUGGUGGCUGAAUCAAAUCAGAGGAGCCCAUUGAAGGAUCUGAGCAAUGGAGGUCCCUCCAAUGGUGUUGCGUUACGGACUCGUAGCCGCGCCUCAAUCGAGCGAAUGGAUGAAGAUGAAGGUGUUAAUAAUGGUGGAAAGAACUCAAACUCAAAGGGUAAGAAAAAUGGUGCUGAAAAUGGUAAAGCCGAGAAAAUCAAAGAGAAAAAUAUGUCAGUUUCUCCAAAUGGUUCAAGGAGUUCUCCUAGAUUGAAGCAGAAAUCAGUUUGAAUUGAAUAUUUGGUUAAUGGUUUGUUUGGAUGAUUGGAAGCUCCAAAUAAAAUGUUUUAGAUUGUUGUUUAUAUUAGUAUUAGGCAAAAGUGUUUUGAUGUUCUUGCUAUGAGUAUGAUCUGAAAUGAAAAGUGGGAUUUUAUGAUAUGCAUUGAGAAUUGAUGGUUAUUUAGUAAUUAGUUAAUACUUGUCCUGUUAUAAUCUUGAGUUAUACUUGUCCUGUUCUAAUCUUGCAAAUUGAUGAAUUUUAUAUUUUAUGAUAUGCAAAAACAUGUUUCAAUAGAUGAAACUCAAUUGGAACUUGACUUGUAAAA
This is a messenger RNA of Amaranthus tricolor (Joseph's coat), 1193 nucleotides long. RefSeq lists its product as uncharacterized. The transcript has a single exon. Lineage: Eukaryota; Viridiplantae; Streptophyta; Magnoliopsida; Caryophyllales; Amaranthaceae. Bases 115 to 879 code for a protein of 254 amino acids. The record is from RefSeq and is a predicted model, not a curated record.